AUCUUGCCAGCGAGGAAGUUGAAGGAUCGAAGCUUUCCAUGAAAGCGAAAGCGGGAGAGGGAGAGGGAGAGGGAGAGGGAGGGAGAGGCGGGGGUCAAAGCUGGCAUUUUUCUCUCUUCGAUUUUUGGGGGAGUUUGGUCUCGCCCUUAUUAAUGCCUCCCAUUGGAAGUGAGAGAGGACUGAAAUCGUGAGAGAGGUGUGGGUUCUCCUCCCCCCCCCCCCCCGGUUUUUUUGGGUAGCUUUGCUGUGUGUUUUUGGAUUGGAGAGGGGCGGGCAAGGUGAUGCGCUGGGGACAAUGUCGGGCUCGCCUUCUCUGUCCGCGGAGAAGAAGCACUGGUGGCUGAGAAACAGGCAGAUCGUCGACAAGUACGUCAGAGACGCCCGGUCCCUCAUUGCGACGCAGGAGCCCUCCGAUGUCUCCGCCGCCGUGGCCCUCCUCGACGCCGCCCUCGCCCUCUCCCCACGCUUGGAGGCGGCGCUGGAGCUCAAGGCCCGGUCCCUCCUUUUCCUCCGCCGCUUCCGGGAGGUGGCGGACAUGCUCCAGGAGUACAUCCCCAGCUACAAGAUGGCUCCCGACGACGACGACUCUUCCUCCCUCGGCUCCUCCUACGCCGACCGCUCCACCUCCCACCCCCUCUCCCGAGAACGCGCCAAGCUCCUCGCCCCUGGCCGCGAGCGCUCCGAUGGCGGCCUCUCCUUCCGCUGUUUCUCCGUCUCCGACCUCAAGCGCAAGCUCCUCGCCAGCCUCUCCAAGAGCUCCGAGAAAGAAGACCAGUGGAGGUAUUUGGUUUUGGGCCAGGCCUGCUGCCACUUGGGUCUCAUGGAGGACGCCAUGGUCCUCGUCCAGACCGGCCGCCGCCUCGCCUCCGCUGCCUUCCGCCGCGAGAGCGUCUGCUGGUCCGACGACAGCUUCACCUUCUCCACCGCCCCCUCUUCCUCCUCUGUCUCCGUCGCCACCUCCGCCGCCCCUUCCCCGCCACCCUCCCCUCCGCCGUCCGAGUCGGAGUCCGCCUCCCACCUUUUAACUCAUAUUAAGCUCCUCCUCCGCCGCCGGGCCGCUGCGCUGGCCGCUCUCGACGCCGGCCUUCCCGCCGAGGCCGUCCGCCACUUCUCUAAGAUCCUCGACAGCCGCCGCGGCGUCCCCCAAGCUUUCGCCGCCGCUUGCUUCAUCGGCCGCGCUGCCGCCUACCGCGCCGCCGGCCGGCUCGCCGAUGCCAUCACCGACUGCAACCGCGCCCUCGCCCUCGAUCCGACGUCCAUCCCGGCCCUCCGCGCUCGCGCCGACCUCCUUGAGGCCGUCCGGGCUCUACCGGAUUGUCUCCGGGACCUCGACCACCUCAAGCUCCUAUACGAUUCCAUUCUCCGGGACCGCAAGCUCCCGGGCCCCUUGUGGAGGCCCCACAACGAUGUCCGCUACCGCGACAUCCCGGCCAGCCACCGGGCUCUCACCGCUCGAAUUCAGCAGCUCCGAGCUCGGGUGGCGGCGGGGGAGGGGUCCAACGUGGACUACUACGCUUUAAUUGGUGUCCGGCGGGGGUGCACACGGUCGGAAUUGGAGCGCGCCCACCUAUUGCUCUCAUUGAAGCACAAACCGGACAAGGCGGCGGGGUUCGUCGACCGGUUGGAGUUCGCCGACGAUUACCGGGAUCUAGAUGAAGUCAAAGACCAAGCCAGGAUGUCAGCGUUGAUACUCUACAGGAUGCUGCAGAAGGGGUAUGCUAGCAUUAUGGCGGCGGUGAUGGAUGAGGAGGCCGCCGAGAAGCAACGGGCGAAGGAGGCGGCGGCGGCGGCGGCGGCUGCCGCCGCAGCUGCGGCAGCGGCGAAGCAAGCGGCGGCGGCGGCGGCAACAACGGUUUUUUCAGGAUCGGAGAAGGUGGAGGUGGAGAGGGGUUUGGGGUCGAAGGAGUGCGGUGUCAGUGCAGAGAAGGCGGCGCCGGUGUCCGCGUUCCAAGGGGUAUUCUGCCGGGACAUGGCGGUGGUCGGAAGCUUGCUGUCGCAAGCGGGGUUCAAUAGGACGAUUCCGGUGAAGUAUGAGGCGCUGAGCUGCUGAAGGAUGGGGGUGAAGGUGCCAUGGAUGGAAGGAAGGAAGGAGGGGGAGAGGAUGGAAUUCGAAUUGCUGGGUAAUGUACAGGGGGAAAUGGGAGGGAAAUUUUGUCCAAAUCUCUAGUUGUUACAGUGCAGUUUAGUUUUUUCUUUUGGCUUCUUAAGCUUAGUUUCUCUCUUCUUCUGUCAAUGAAGUCUAUUGUUGCUAUAAUUUCUCCAUGCUUGUACAGUAGUGAAGCUCUUUAUGAAUGUCCAUCCUUCCUGGCUCACCAUCUUGUUAGAAA
Phoenix dactylifera (date palm) is the source of this 2327-nucleotide messenger RNA. RefSeq lists its product as uncharacterized. The record is from RefSeq and is a predicted model, not a curated record. NCBI's taxonomy places the organism in Eukaryota, Viridiplantae, Streptophyta, Magnoliopsida, Arecales, Arecaceae. Gene Ontology annotation, molecular function: protein binding.